GCUGAGUUAAAGGAGAUCGUCUUUCGGAGCACAUACAGAGGUUUUGCUACGAAAAGCAACAUUUCAACAAAACUUGAAAUCCUUUCUUGAUCUUCAGCCGUAGCAUUAUUUAAAGCAAAAUUGUUUUUUUUUGUUUUUUUACCGUAGUGCUUUAGCUGCCGUUUUUCUCAGCUGUGGUUUAGCUUUGAAAACAAAGUGUGGCUUCUCUGCUAAACUAAAAGCAUGAAGAGUGAAGGAUUGCAUCAUUCAAAUCUGCUGAGUUGGGUCAGGUUUAAAAUUCUUCUUUUGUCUUUGUGGAUACAGCUUUCAUAAUAAAGAACGUGUGUUGCUCUCCCUGGAAUCCUGCAGCAACACUUAUUUUCCUCUGAGGAUCUUGUUUUUUUUCUGAAGAAGAAUUCUUUCUUUCUCUUGGCUCUUAACUUAUACCUCAAAUCCUUUAUGUGUAAAUUUGAAAUAAGAGGUCUGGACAAAGGUGAUAUCAGCAGAUACUCUCAGAUCUGUUCUUUUUUUUGACCAACAUGGAAUGCUCAGCUGCGAUUGCUAAAGCCUGGACCAACUCUAGGAGCAAGUGGUCCCGAAACAGGAGGUCCUCCGCACAACAGCCAUGGGGGCUGCUGAACAGCGGCAGAUGUGGUAGAGAUGUGUCUGCAUCGUCUCUCCUGCACAGCUUACUGAUUCACUGGUGCUGUUGCCAGUCUCAGGAGAGGAACACACAGUUGUGUCAGAAAUGGAGAGACUGUCCAGUGGAUGGAGCAGAGAACCAAGGGGGAAAACAUGAGCAAGAUGAGGUAGAGGAACUCGGGCCGCCGCCUUCUGUAGACGAAGCGGCUGACGCGCUGAUGACCCAGCUGGGCUUCCUUCUGGGAGAAAAGGUCAGAGUUGGAGAGCCCUAUUUGCCUAACCAAAGCCAGGAUGAUGGACAGAGAAUGUCUCCUUCCUCCAGUCUGGCAAGCAGCAACACUUCCCCCUGCUCCACUAUGCAGCCUCCUGUGGGGGAAGGUGGUAAUAAUAACAGCAAACAGCCUUUCUCCUACUGUGCCUCCGUCACCUCCCCCUCCUCUACACUGGAGAGCAGAGACAGUGGAAUCAUGGCAACGCUGACCAGCUAUUCUGCCGAGACUGUUGCAGAGCCGGAGGAUGGAGCAAGGCAGUCCAUUGACAGUUGCCAUGGUAGCAACCACUGGCAGCAGGAAGGCCGACCGGUGGUGGCCUCAGUUUCCACUGUGUGCGUAAGAGAUGGGAGUCAACCCAACAGCAGCUCGCUGUACUGGAUAGAGGACAGCUUGUCUACUUCCACCUACAGCCUAAACAAGCUCAAUCCACACCAAGGACCAAACUCUUCAUACUUUUCUGGAUCUAACCACUGCAUCACUCUUAACCUUAUUCCCCGCCCAAAUUCGGUUGCAGCCACAGGUUCAGCCCGCCUUGAAGAUCUAAGCUAUCUUGAUGAACAGCACAGGAAUCUUCCCCCGAAGAGGCUACUUCGAAUGGCAAGACAGAACUCUAGGCGUGGCGGUCAGCAGGACCACAUAGUUGAUUUUACUCCGUCUCUAAACCUGAAACCGCUCCAUUUCGAGGUUCCCGGCCUGCUGUCGAAUCGCCUCUUCACAGGUAGAGAGUGGCUCUUCCAGGAAGUUUACACCUGUUUGCGCAGCAAUCACCCAACAACCAACAGGGGCAUCGUAAUCACUGGUAACAUGGGCUUUGGAAAGACGGCAAUUAUUGCACAGCUGGUGGACCUCAGCUGUCAUGGACACCGCAUGAGGCUGACAACUGCUGACACUGUAACAAAACAUGGAGAAUCUGAUUCAAUCUCACAUGAAUCUCCUGGAAGAGAAGGAGAGACGGGGGGAGAAGAUGAAAGAGAAAGAAGCUGUCCAGAAACUCCAGAAAGAAGAACACAGGAGGAUGCAUUAAAAAGGCUAGCUAAACAGGUAGUUUCUUAUCACUUCUGUCAGGCUGAUGACUGUCGUACUUGUCUGGUUCCUGAGUACGUUCAUAACAUGGCAGCCAUGCUGAGUGCUGCCCCUCAAUUGGCCGCCUAUCGAGAACUGUUACAUCGUUCACCACAGCUGCAAAGCAUGCUCAGUCUACGCUACUGCAUUCAGGAUCCGACUUCAGCGCUACAGAAAGGAAUACUAGAACCCCUGGAUACUCUGCACAAAGAGAGGAAAAUUACCAAUGAUGAGGAAGAAUUUAUUGUACUUAUUGAUGGGCUUAAUGAGGCUGAGUUUCACCGGCCUGAUUAUGGAGAUACAAUAGCCUCCUUUCUCUCCAAAAACAUUCAGAAAUUUCCUUCAUGGUUGAAGGUCAUUGUCACUGUCAGGACCAGUCAGCAGGAGAUUGUUCACUCUCUACCUUUUCACCAUAUUUCUCUGGACCAGAAGGAGAAAAAUGCCAUAGACCAGGACCUGCAGAAGUACUUGAUGCACCGUAUCCACAACAGUCCUGAGAUUCAGAGCAACGUAUCCCUUGGCAAUGGUCGCCUUGACAGCACAGCACUGACGAAGCUCAUCAGCCACUUGAAGAGCUUGAGCAAAGGCUCUUUUCUCUACCUGAAACUCACACUUGACCUAAUUGAAAGAGGUUAUCUUGUUCUGAAGAGCUCCAGCUUCAAGGUGGUUCCGGUGACUCUAGGGGAAGUCUACCUGUUGCAGCUUAACAUGCGAUUCCCUACACAGUCAGCUUUUCAAAGAGUGCUGCCUCUACUCAAUGUGACUGUGUCUUCCCUUCACCCGCUGAGCGACCAGCAGCUGUUUGAAGCGGUGAACGCAGGUUGUCUCACUGAAGAGAAAAUCCAGAAGGGGGAGUUCAUGCAGCGGCUAGAGCAGCUCUCUUCUUUCCUGCUACGGCGGAGUGAUGGCAGCAGGGUGCUUAACCAUGCCUCCUUCAGGGAGUGGCUAGUUUGGAGGGAGGAGGGACAGGAUGACAGGUUUCUCUGUGACCCAAGAAGUGGACACACCUUGCUGGCGUUCUGGCUCUGCAGACAAGAAGGAAAGCUAAGCCAACAGCAGACGCUGGAGCUGGGGCAUCACAUUCUGAAAGCUCAUAUCUACAAGGGUUUGAGUAAGAAGCUUGGAGUGUCCUCCUCUGUUCUUCAGGGGCUGUGGAUGUCGUACAGCACAGGAAGCCUUAGCCCUGUUCUUUCAUCGCUUCGCAACCUCUACACUCCCAAUAUAAAGGUGAGCAGACUCCUGAUUAUGGCUGGAGCGGAUGUGGAUUACCAAACCAAUGUCAGCAAUGGUGCUCCCUUACUGUGUGUCCAUUCUCACCUCGGCCACAAAGAUGCAGUAGCACUGCUGCUAGACCAUGGAGCUCAUGUGGAUGCUAAGUCAAAUGAUGGUUUAACUGCCCUGGGAUUUGCUGCUGCAGCUGGUCACUUGGACAUUGUCACAAUGCUGUGUCAACACAAGGCCAAGGUUGGACAUGCGGAUAAUUCAGGCCGGUGCAUUCUGGUUCUAGCAGCCCAGCACGGUCACCUUGAGGUGCUGCGCCUCCUGUUGAAGAGCCCUGAAUGGAAUUGCACUUCCUGCUGUAGAGGAAUGAGCCGGAGCCAGGCCGUCCAACAGACACUGGUGGCAGCAGCCAGCAUGGGGCAUUCAGAGAUUGUGUCAUACCUCCUGGAUCUUCCCGAGGAAGAUGAGGAAGAGGAGCAGAGACCUGAGAUUAACUCAUAUGAUUGUGUCUGGGGAGAGACGGCUCUGACUGCUGCAGCAGGACAUGGACAGCUUCCUGUUUGCAGGCUUCUGCUGGAUCAAGGAGCUGCUGCUGAGCAAAGCAACAGACAGGGCGUCACUCCGCUCCUCAGCGCCGUGAGAAACGGCCACUGCCAGGUAAAAUGCAAUCAGAGCAUACAACUGGGUUUAAUGCUGCAGGGUCUCAGAGUCUCUGCCUCUCUUUGGUUACAGGUGGCGCAGCUGUUGCUGAACCACGGCGUUGAAAUUAAUGUGGUUGACCAGCAGGGUCGAACAGCACUGAUGACGGCAGCCUCAGAAGGACACAUCACCUCCGCAAAGCUUCUGUUGGAUCAUGGAGCCUCUCUGGACCAGACUGACAAAGAAGGCUUGACGGCGCUAAGCUGGGCGUGCCUUAAAGGCCAGUUUUCAUUGGUCAGAGAGCUGGUGCAGAGAGGGGCAGCCGUCAACCAUGUUGACCGCAGUAGUCGCACUCCUCUGGACCUGGCGGCAUUUCGUGGAGAUCCUGAUGUGGUGCAGUAUCUAGUUGAUCAUGGAGCGUUGGUGGAACACAUGGACUGCAGCGGGAUGCGCCCUCUGGACCGAGCCGUCGGCUGCAAAAACACUUCAGCAGUCAUUGCUCUUCUCAAGAAGGGAGCCAAAAUCGGACCUGCAACCUGGGCCAUGGCCACUUCCAAGCCUGACAUUUUAAUGGUGUUGCUCAGUAAAAGGAUCCAGGAAGGAGACAAGCUGUACAAGGAAGGAAAUUUAAGAGAAGCUGCUCAGUCCUAUCAGUCAGCCCUGCAGAAGUUUCCAGGAGAUGAGCUAAAGACUUUCAAACAGCUUAAAGUGUGCGUGCUGCUCAAUCUAUCCCGCUGCUGUCGCAAAAUGAACGAUUUCGGCCGUGCUGAAGAAUUAGCUACAAAAGCUCUGGAGCUGAAAUCCAAAUCCUAUGAAGCAUUUUACGCCCGAGCCAGAGCUAAACGAAGCCACAGACAAUUCCAUGCCGCAUUGGAGGACCUGAUUGAGGCCAGCCGUCUGUGUCCUUCCAACAGGGAAAUUCAGCGACUGUUGUCCAGAGUGAAAGAAGAGUGUCGGCAAGUUGCACAGCAACACGACCUUCCUUCCUCUAUUCAACACCAGGUGGCGAUAUCCAUCAGCGAAGCGCAGUGCCGGGAUUCAGACCGUCUGCAGGUGCAGGACAAGGAAAGCUUUAACCCACAAGAUAAGAAAGAGGAAGAGGAAAAAGAUGAAUAUUACAGGGGAGAUAAAGACUGUUCCUUCCUACAUGCUCCUAAAGCACUUCAAAGUCCAGAAACCCACGGCUGCUCCAGAGAGAAAUCACCAUCUUCUCUGUCCCCUACUCACAUGCAUCAGCACCUUUCUAGUCCCACCCAUUCAACAAACCUCUCCCAUCCCAGUCAUUCUUUGCCUCCUCCUUCUUCCCUCUCCUAUGCCCAUGUUGAUUUCCCAUCAUCCCCAAUGCAGCAUCCACACAGAGCCGGCAUAAUGUCUGAAAGUAGAGGUCAGUACACCUUUCAAAAUGUCUCAGGCCUGAGCCCAGAUGGUCCAAAUGAGGGUGCACAGCAGAACUAUCCUGUGUCCAAUAAGAGAUCCCUACCGAAGCACAGUCGUCCCCAAGGCCAGUGGCUCCACAACACCAAGGCUGAGGGGAGCUUAAGCACUCAGCUUAGCUCCUCGGCUCCUUCUGGUAUUGUUUUGGAUAGUUCUGCUUACUCCCAUCUUGCCCAUCUUCCUGAAGAGUUAGAAGAAUUGGGAAAAGGCUUUUAUGCGAGCCCGUUCAAUGCCAACCCACAAGUUCGAGGCGGCGUUGGAGAUUUGUAUGCUUUAGAUAACGCAGAUGUUGAACCUGUUUGCCAAACCAGAGCAACCCCCACAUAUGGCCAAGGUACAGAAGCAGACAGAGUUGGAGUAAAUAGUUUUAGUCAGUCUCGACAGCUCAGCCGCAACCAGUCCAAAGCAGCUUACUACCCAAUGGAAGUUACAGAGGCUGGGAUGGGGCAUAAAUCAUUCAAAGACUUUCACUACCACCAGGGUGGACUUCGUCGCCCUCUCAGUGCCCACCCUACCUCCUGUGCUCCUCCUAGGUCUCUGGUCCACUCCCAUAGUGUGAAUGUGCGUUUUUCUUCUAGCAAUGGAAGUCUUGCCAGUGGGAUGCACCCUAAUCAGGGCCAAAGUUUUCGAACCUCCUCCUCUGCCCAGCAAAUGGAUCUACCUCCAAAAUCCAAAGGUGUUUAUGAUGAUACUCAUGAGCUCCUUCCCGAUUCCUCUCCUGAGUCAGAUGUCUGGAGGACCUAUCCUGGAGAGGAAGAACUCUUAACCAGAAACACGAUUUUCAUGGGAGUAACAGACAAGAGAGUCCGAGCGCAACAGCAGGUUCCUUCAAGUUCAGCAUCUUGCAUCAAUCCCUCUCGUUCCUGGGUUGUUUCUUCAGUUGACAUGGUUGUUACCUCACCAACUAAAAGCCCUGCCGACCACAAGGCUCUGACUCCAGAAACACCGUCAUGUAUUGCCUAUUUCAACCGGAGCAACAACAACGCACACAACCUGCGCCACGAAAACCAAAUGGACUUCUAUAAAGGAGUUCCUCAAAGCAGCCGAUGGCGGGAAGUUUCAGGACGCGUAAAAGGUCAGCAACCUUCCUAUGUUGACGUGAAGGUCGCCCGAACAAUGCCGGUUGUCCAAAGCUGCCCCGACAGGUUGACAGAAAGGACGACUGUACCUUCCUCCCCGGUCAAACCAAAAAGACCCUUUAUAGAGUCCAAUGUCUAAUAAGGAACAUAAACAUUAAACAGGCGAAGAGGAAUUUAUCUACCAGUUUAUUCCAAGAGAUCCCAGCUGUCUCUUAUGGUGCCCAACCACAGAUUUCUGUUGCACUCAACUGGAAGGGACUAUUUAUUUUAUUUGGAGACACAAGUAAAAACAAAACAAAUUAUUUCUACAUUAAAGUCUUCAUGCAGUAUCAAUCUCAACUGAUCGCCAGAGAGGGCUCUCAUUUAUCCUGGCAAUGAAUUUAAUCAACAGCGUUGUUUUUUUUAGCCAGACAGAGACUGUUUACUGUGAAAAGAAGACUUAAUAUAAAAGAAAAAACUAUUUUACAUCUUUAUGCAUCAAAAGCACAAGAUGGAGAACAAUUAUGUGAAAUGGAAACAAUUGCAAAAAAAAACACCAAAUCCUUCUUUCUUUCCUUCUCUCAUCUCACGUUGAAUGAACUUUUAAGAGAAAAAUAGUUCCUGUUUAUAAAGCACUAAAGUAAAUAAUGCACCACUGUUACCUUUUCAUGCUAUUAUGCCUUUAAUGAAAAUCAUCUCAAUGUGCGAAGAUUCAACUGUCAAAAAGUAAGUUGUGUUUGUCAGCGUGUCAAACCGAAAGCCAAACAAUUAGAAGGGCAAUGCAUUCAGUUAUUAGCACUUUUUCAUUGUGUAUAAAAGGGUUAUAUUUAUCUUUUUUUUUAACUUAUGUCUGUAUUUAACUGUACAAAUGUGUUCUUUUUACAUUAAGAAUUGUUUUAGCCUUUGUGGGGGGGGGUUUCUGAGUUUUUAUCAGUUACGUUAUUUAAUUUGCACUUAUUAAAGCAGCACAAAGUAACAUCUCAUUUAAGUCCCUGUGGUGAUCAUCCCAGUUUUUAUGAGACCCUUUGGGUGACUCUCAUCUCCUGCUGCUGGUUCUGAUCCAAGUCUCACAGCUACUUUAUGGCUGCCCAAUAGAAAGCCUUUAGCUCCAGUAAGCAAACACCUUGCUGUGCUACCCGAAGGUUAUAGAAUGGUUUGGGCUUUUGUUCUGUUUUGGAGAUUUAUGUCAUCUUGAGGCUGGAAAAAUGUCAAAGAAAACCUCUGUCUGAAAAGGAAAUCCAGUCGGGACUGGACUCUAAGAAAGGCAUUUAGUCCUGAAGGUUGAAAACUGAUUCAGACCUGAAAAUGUUCUUAUUGGACCAAAUCUGCUAACCUCUGUUAGUGUAACUGUUUUGACUUUAGAUGUGGUGCAGCUAUAAAACCUGGAGAGGCUGAAUCGCUGAUAAAAGCAGGUAAAAAAUGGUUCACUGAAGAGGCUGGCUUUUAUGAAAGUUUUUUUUUUUUUUGUCUGAAAUUGCUGCAUCACAGUAAUUUACAUUUAAAAAUGUAAAAUACACCUUCAGACCUUUGGUAUGUGCAGCUGAGGUGCUGCGCACUGAGAGCUGUCUGCGUUUACAAAGGUGCUAUUUUCUAAAGGUCCCGUAGGGAGAAGGCAACUAAAAAAUCACAUAGUUCUGGUUUAAGUCACUUUGUUUCAGCUAUUUUUGGUUUCUUUGUUUUUUUCUACAAUUUUAUAUCAUGUUUUUUUUUUCUACUGGUUAAGUAUGCAGACCUUUUUACCUUAUUAAAUGUAAUAAUUUUCUUGUAGAUUUGAUGGAAUGCCAGAGUCCUGAACCAUGAAGGUGGGUUAGCCUGAUAACUUCAGUUUUGAACCUGACUUUCCGGUUUUACGAAGCAGGAUUCAUUCUUAGCGAGGCUAGUCACCAUGGUAACAUAUUCUGAAUGGCAAAUCUGCUUCGGGGCAGGCUAGCUUUCAUGAUUGACCUGAAUGCUAGAAAGCAGCCAAUCAGCUGUUUUGGAAACAAUGACCAACUUUUUCAUUGAAGACCUGAUUUAAUUCAGAGGGGAAAAGAACCUAAACAGAAUAACAUAAUUAAAUAACUUAAACACCAACAAGCACUUAAAACUGAACAUGUCCUUGACAAAUACAGACCUUUUACUAAUCUGUAUUUGUUUACCCCUGUAUAACGAUCUCAUACACCACUGGCAUUCACUUGUUUCUUGUUUGAUUUACAUAUGAAGCUAAAUAAAGAUAUAAUAAAAAUCAAAGUGCAAAAAUGAAGAGGGUCCGUUGGAUCACUAUGACGAUUACUUAUAGAAGUGAUACAGGUUUUCACAGGCCGGACUGGCAUAUAGACCAUGAGUGUCGGAUUUGCAUUAAUGCUUCCCUAACUGGAUCACAGACUGGAUGUUUGGCCUUUAUUAUGUAACUGGCAGCUUCAUGUUCACCAUCAGGGAUGCUGAGCCCAUUGCCUAUACACAGUUAAAAAGAAGCAUUUUAUGCAAUUAGAACAAUCAAGCAGUUAAAUAUACAAGUUGGCCAAUAUGUAUGUGUGUUUUUAUUUAUUUAUUUUUUUUGCUGUAACAGUAUGAAUGAGGAGUGUAGAUGUUACACUGCUCUGAUGGGGGGUUAAUAGUAAACCGACAGGUAAACAAAAAGUUCUGGCAGAGCGCAGAAAUCAGGGUGAUUUCGCUCAGACUGAUCUCUUCUUGUAUUAAUAUGAUGCAAUCAUAGCUUCAGCUUUAUUGUCGCCCAAACACUGUUGAAUUAAAAAGUCCAACUAACCAGAUGAAAUUAUGUUGUUUUAUUAUGUGUCAUCUACACUCCUGAGGGGAACGCUGUUAUCAUGCACUGCAGUGAUUGGGAUGCUGGAUGUAUUAAACAUCUCAUGUGUAACUUUGCUCCUUUGCCAGCGUUUUUGGCGUCUCUUUCUUGCGUCCACCAUGUUUGACUUUUCAUUGAGACUUUUUUGUCCUCAUUUUUCUGCCAGAUGAGUUUUUUUCCCUCUCAGGAGAAAUACGGCGUUCUCCUUUCUGUGCUCGUUCUUCUGAUUGGUCUGUUACCUUGAACCCGGCCUGCCUUCACAGAUUCAUAAUCAGUUGAAGCUGGGUUGAGUUAGCAUGGUGAUAACCUAACCUGACUCCGCCAGAUGGAUUUGCUCCACAUAUCCAUCUGGAAACCUUCCGUUGAAGUAAUUUUGGGAAGGGGCGAAAAUACUGGUUAGCUGAUUGGCCUAUGUUGGUGAUAGA
This is a messenger RNA of Cyprinodon variegatus (sheepshead minnow), 9517 nucleotides long. Its product is annotated as protein TANC2-like. Bases 519 to 6467 code for a protein of 1982 amino acids. The record is from RefSeq and is a predicted model, not a curated record. Gene Ontology annotation, biological process: regulation of dendritic spine morphogenesis. NCBI's taxonomy places the organism in Eukaryota, Metazoa, Chordata, Actinopteri, Cyprinodontiformes, Cyprinodontidae. Gene Ontology annotation, cellular component: dendritic spine. Gene Ontology annotation, molecular function: protein binding. The transcript has 26 exons.